Messenger RNA from Peronospora belbahrii, 2163 nucleotides. The record is from the annotation of a GenBank genome assembly. Lineage: Eukaryota; Oomycota; Peronosporomycetes; Peronosporales; Peronosporaceae.
AUGGAUGCGUUAUUAAAGGAAACAGAGUAUGAUAUUGUUCUUAUAGGUACUGGUAUCGUGGAAUCAAUCCUGGCAGGAGCAUUAGCUCGAAUUGGCAAGAAAGUAUUGCAUCUCGAUCAGAAUGAUUACUAUGGCAGCAAUUACGCAUCAUUUACAUUGAGUCAAUUUCUUCGAUGGACAAAUAAUAAAGUUAUUACUUGUCACAACUUUAGUAAUGAGAGUGAUCAAGUUCAUUGUACAACGGACAAUGUAUUUACAAUUGACAAGGAAAAACAUCGGAUACUGCUAAUGAAAAGCUCAUUUACGUGUCAUUUACUGGACGAGCGUUUUGCGAACGAGACGACGAAAGAAGAAUUACUACGGCAGUCGUCGUGUUUUAAUAUUGACGUAAAUCCACGGCUCAUGCUAUCGUCAGAGCAGCUUGUAGAAACUUUAAUUGCGUCGGGUGUGGGGAGAUACCUAGAAUUUGCAGCUAUUGAGCGCACUUAUGUGCAUUUUCAACCAUCAGUGUCUGGAACUCAACAGCUUGAAAAGGAUCUCAAGUUGGAUACGGUUUGGGAAGUUCCUUGCUCCAAGAAAGAUGUAUUCCAGAGCAAAUUGCUAAAUACGGUGGAGAAGCGGCAAUUGAUGAAAUUUUUGCAGUUUGUAGCGGAUUACGGGGAGACGCAUAUUUUACACGAGGACGUAAAGACGAAGAACGAGCGGAUGUUAGCGCUUGGACGUGCGCUGAAGCGGCCACAAAACAAGAUCAAUCAGGUGGAUGGAGAUACAAUGAUCGCGGCAUACGUCGAACGUCCGUUUCAGGAGCUACUAGAAAAACACUUUAAGCUUUCCACUAAAUUACAAAUGGUGGUCGUAUACUGCGUCGGGCUCGCAACUUUUCCUGCCACCAAGAACCAGAUCUCGGCUCGUGACGGACUUGCUGCAGUCUAUCGCUAUGUGGCGUCAAUAGGACGCUUCACAGGUACCGCCUUCUUGGCACCACUGUAUGGCAUUAGCGAGCUUGUGCAGAGCUUCUGUCGGCUUUGUGCUGUGUACGGUGGUACCUACGUUCUUUGUGCUCCAGUUGAUGGAUUCGUGCUGAAUGCUGGGACGAAUGUAGUCAGCGGCGUGCACUGCAGCGAUGGCAGUGUGCUGCGGACGAAGCACGUCGUGACCAACGGUAGCUACGCUGGUUGUCUUCGCCUCACCGACGGUGAAACAUUGCCACGCGUGCACGGUCAGAUAUUACGAGGUGCGUUUGUGCUGAACACAUCUCUACGCGAUGGUAUGAACCGCAUUGUGCUCAUUAUUCCACCCGAGGAUAGCGAAUUCUGCAACCCGUUUGCUAUUCAAGUUGUGCAGCUUGAUGCUGGGGCGUAUGCAUGUCCGAGAGGGUACUUUCUCGUGCAAAUAUCGAUGCCAUUGCCAGCUGAAUGGUUGAACCAAAUGAAGAAACAGCGAGAGCUUUUACAAUCCGUUAUCCGUAGACUUAUUCUGAGUUCGGAGACAGAGCUGCAUCAGAAGCAGAACAAAGCAGACGCCAAGAUGACUUUUCCUCAGGCCACCAGCGAUGAUAUUACGGAGACAGAAGCAGCCACUAAUAUAGCUCAGACAUCAGCAGCGAGCGUCGAUACUUCAUACAAGCCAAAUUGGAGCAACCGGAUUGCAUGGCAAGCCAUUUUUACAAUGGAUCAUAUUGUUUCCAGCGACGAUUCCAAUAGCAGUGCCCACACAAAGAACAUAGACCUUCCCGCAAACGUGUGGGUUUGCGAAACGCCCCCCUUCGACUCGGACUGUAAUUUGGAUCCCAUCCAACAGAAAUCGUGUGGCAAUGCUGCCAGACCUCUAGAGAUCCACCUGGAGAGUGCAAAUGCCAACGCCCGUGCCAUCUUCGAGGUACUUUGUCCUGGUGAGCCUUUUUUGCCCAAGAGCGCAAGUGCCGAACAAGCUGAGCAAGACGAGCAAGAGGACGAGGAGAACGCAGUGUUGCGAGCCGCACGAAAGCUGGCGCUGCAAACACAGCUAAAGGGAAAGCAAACUGUAAGUAGCAUUGGAGGUGUUACCGAAAGCCAAGCUGUCGCCAUUGUAGAAAAACGUGGCGACAACGAUGAGGUGUCUCGUGUCAGUGAACCGGACACUUCUAGCAAGGAGGGCAGCCAUGAACUAACUGGUUUGAAGUAA